Lactuca virosa is the source of this 950-nucleotide messenger RNA. Lineage: Eukaryota; Viridiplantae; Streptophyta; Magnoliopsida; Asterales; Asteraceae. The record is from the annotation of a GenBank genome assembly.
AAGUAGCUGUAAGAGUAAGCGAAGUAAAACUCCUGGCUAGUACUGUUGUCGAGAACCAGAAAUUAUCAUCGCAUUCACCACAAAAAAAAACCCUAAAAAAACCAAAACCAAAUACACGAAUCCCCAAUCGGGGAGAUAAGAGAUUCUGAAUGGCGAUUUCUGGUGAUUUUAGGGUCUCUGCUGCAUUAGGCCCUUCUCCUACGAAUCCCCUCCGUAUCAGUUUACCACCUAAGAUAGAUCAUGUUAACUUCCUAAACGUGGGACCCACUCUUUCCGAAACUACAAUGCCUAAAUGGUCAACCUCAAUAACCCACACCCACAACACACGCUGCAACUCCAAACGACCUCUCACCUUCAUGAACGACUAUGAAAUGUCCACAAGCUCCUUCAAUCAAGAUGCAGAAAGCUUCCUUUUAAACGCCAUAAACAUGGGUUUCUUUGAACGAUUAAGUCUAGCAUGGAAAAUUGUCUUUCCAUCUCCAUCAAUGAUCAAGAACUCAAAUGCAAGUGUCGCUAAACAAAGGCUGAAAAUGAUUCUCUUUUCAGACAGAUGUGCUGUAAGUGAAGAAGCUAAACAGAAGAUUGUUAGUAAUAUAGUGAAAACCCUUUCGGAUUUUGUGGUGAUUGAGUCUCAAGAUAAAGUCCAGCUCAGCGUGGCAACGGACCCCGCUAUGGGGACAAUUUACUCGGUGACUGUGCCUGUGAGGCGUGUGAAAGCAGAGUAUCAAGAAGAAGAUGGUGAGGGGACGAUUAUGAAUGUGGAGUAUAAGGAUAAUGGAGUGGAUUCUGGUUCUAUGGAUGUGAAGUUUGAUUUUUAUGUUCCUGAGUGAAAGAUGUUUGUGAGUUUGAUUUGGGUGAUUGGGAAAAUUGAAAUUGAAAAUCAUGUGGGAAAGAUUAUUGAUUGAUUCCCUUGUUUGAUGGCUGAAAUUUGUUAUAAUUUAUAGCAGAUC